AUGGGAAAGACAGCAGUGUUUGUGCUGUCGAUACUGCAGCAGCUGAACGUGGACAGCAGCAGCAGCAGCGCAGCAGCAGCAGCAGCAGCGAGCGCGGGGAGCAGCGGGGGCAACGCGGGCGCUGCGGCGUCGCCGUCCGCGGCUGCGGCGCCCGCAGCGACGAAGCGCAGCGGAGACCCCGCAGCAGCAGCAGCAGACGCAGCAGCAGCAGCAGCAGCAGCAGCAGCAGCGCCGGGGGUGGUGUGUCUGGGCCUGGCGCACACGCGGGAACUCGCCUUUCAAAUCAAAAACGAGUUCGAGAGAUUCAGCAAGUACCUGAAGGGCAUUAAAGUCGAAGUUGUGUACGGAGGAGUUCCUCUUCAGAAGCAUUUGGAACUUUUUGCAGAUCCAAAAAGAGUUCCUGCAAUUCUGAUUGGAACUCCCGGCAGGGUCUUGGCGCUGCUCAAGAACAAGUGUCUAGACACCUCGAAGAUCGCCCACUUCGUCCUCGACGAGUGCGACAAAUGUCUCGAGAAACUCGACAUGCGCAAAGACGUCCAGGCCAUCUUCGUCGCAACUCCCAAAAAGAAGUGA
Molecule: messenger RNA, 573 nt
Organism: Eimeria tenella
Lineage: Eukaryota; Apicomplexa; Conoidasida; Eucoccidiorida; Eimeriidae
Product: ATP-dependent RNA helicase, putative
Exons: 1
Coding region: 1-573 (190 amino acids)
Molecular function (GO): ATP binding; RNA helicase activity; RNA binding
Source: RefSeq, a predicted model, not a curated record